AAAACGAACAUAUAAAUGAUCCUAUUUUUAAUUUAUAUUUUGAAAAAAAGAUUGUUCCUAAUUUUUUUAGGUUUCCGGCAAUGUCAUCUACUGAAUUUCUACGACCGGCGACGAUAACAUUCCACGGUAAAUUCAGCACAAAUUCUUACUCUAAUCUUCUUUAUCUACAUGGAUUAAACUUCAAAGCCAUUCGAUUUAGGGUUUUGCAACAAAAAACGAACCGUUUCUUCCCCAAUUCUAUCACUUCCACCCUAAAGAACGUCGCCGUUGUGGGAAACCACGAGAGAUUAAAGCUUUAUGGAAGAGGUAAAUUAAGGUUCAAAGAGAGCAAAAUUUUGGCUAAUUGUACGGACAGCAGCGAUUCGAAGGCGAGCUCCGGCGAGAAAAAUGAAAGCGAAGGUGGGCAAGGAGUGACGCAGAAACAGAGUCCGUCAAAUUCGGGGGGUUCGACCAAUCAGAGAGGAGAAAAGGGUGGAAGAAGCGGGUUGUGGAGGUCCAAAGGAAAGAAAUGGCAGUGGCAACCGAUAGUUCAAGCUCAAGAAAUUGGUGUUUUGCUUUUACAGUUGGGUGUUGUUAUGUUCGUUAUGCGACUGCUCCGACCCGGGAUUCCGUUGCCCGGGUCGGAGCCUAGGACCCCGACGACUUUUGUCAGCGUUCCUUACAGCGAGUUUUUGAAUAAGAUUAAUAGUAAUCAGGUUCAAAAGGUGGAGGUUGAUGGAGUUCAUAUAAUGUUCAAAUUGAAGAACGAAGGGAGCGUUCAAGAGAGUGAAAUUGGUAAGUUUCAGGAGUCGGAGUCCUUGUUGAGGAGUAUGGCGCCUACAAAGCGAAUUGUAUAUACAACAACUCGGCCCAGUGAUAUUAAGACUCCAUAUGAGAAGAUGCUGGAAAACGAUGUGGAGUUCGGGUCUCCCGAUAAGCGAUCUGGUGGAUUCUUCAACUCUGCAUUGAUAGCUUUGUUCUAUGUUGCUGUUCUUGCGGGACUUCUCCAUCGGUUCCCUGUGAAUUUUUCUCAGCAUACAGCUGGUCAGAUUAGGAAUCGCAAGGCAAGGAGUUCUGGGGGUUCAAAAGUCUCUGAACAAGGUGAAACAAUAACUUUCGCUGAUGUGGCUGGUGUUGAUGAGGCAAAGGAGGAGCUUGAAGAAAUUGUGGAAUUUCUUAGGAACCCAGACAGGUAUAUACGGCUUGGUGCUCGUCCUCCACGAGGAGUUCUCCUGGUGGGUCUUCCUGGGACAGGCAAGACUCUUCUAGCAAAAGCUGUGGCUGGUGAGGCAGAAGUUCCAUUCAUAAGUUGUUCUGCAAGUGAGUUUGUAGAGUUGUAUGUUGGCAUGGGUGCAUCACGAGUUAGAGAUCUCUUUGCACGAGCUAAGAAGGAGGCACCAUCAAUAAUUUUUAUUGAUGAGAUAGAUGCCGUGGCUAAAAGUCGCGAUGGUAAAUUUCGCAUUGUUAGCAAUGAUGAACGGGAGCAAACUUUGAACCAAUUACUCACUGAGAUGGAUGGAUUUGACAGCAAUUCUGCUGUGAUUGUUCUUGGAGCUACAAACCGUUCUGAUGUCUUGGAUCCCGCCCUUCGUCGACCAGGGAGAUUUGAUCGUAUUGUUAUGGUAGAGACUCCUGACAGGAUUGGAAGAGAAGCUAUUAUAAAAGUGCAUGCCUCCAAGAAGGAACUUCCCCUUGGAGAUGAUGUUGAUCUUGGUGACAUUGCCUCUAUGACUACUGGUUUUACUGGGGCUGAUCUUGCAAAUCUGGUAAAUGAAGCAGCCUUACUCGCUGGAAGAAAUAAUAAAGUUGUUGUAGAGAGGAUUGAUUUCAUUCAGGCAGUAGAACGAUCAAUAGCUGGCAUAGAGAAGAAAACUGCCAAAUUGAAGGGAUGUGAGAAGGCUGUGGUUGCAAGGCAUGAAGCUGGCCAUGCAGUAGUAGGUACAGCUGUUGCAAACCUUCUUCAUGGACAGCCACGUGUUGAGAAACUGAGCAUACUGCCAAGAUCUGGAGGGGCAUUGGGCUUUACUUAUAUUCCUCCUACCAAUGAGGACAGAUAUUUACUCUUCAUUGAUGAGUUACGUGGCCGUUUGGUUACUCUUCUUGGUGGACGCGCUGCAGAGGAAGUUAUCUAUUCAGGUCGUGUUUCUACUGGUGCACUUGAUGAUAUUAGGCGGGCGACAGACAUGGCAUACAAGGCAGUAGCUGAAUAUGGUCUUAAUCAGACUAUAGGGCCUCUCUCCUUAGCUACGGUUUCUGGUGGAGGCAUGGAUGAAUCCGGGGGUGGAGUUCCUUGGGGACGAGAUCAGGGACAUCUAGUUGAUCUUGUCCAAGGAGAGGUGAAGGCAUUAUUACAGUCUGCCCAUGAAGUAGCCCUUUCUGUUGUACGUGCUAAUCCAACUGUUUUGGAAGGGCUUGGUGCUCACCUGGAAGAAAAUGAGAAAGUAGAAGGAGAAGAGCUACAAAAAUGGUUGAAAUUGGUUGUUGCACCAAAGGAACUAAUCAUCUUCGUUGAAGGCAAGCAAGAGUCUCUUCUGCCGGUUCAAGCGGGCUCUGGAUAAGUGUUUUGCUCAUUGCUUGUCAACAUUGAGCAUUGCAUUGAACCAACUGACUAUAUCUUUCCUUGCACCUUGUCAAUGACCAUGCUGUGCUACCGGCAUCAAAGCUCCCUUGCGCUUUUUUUUUUUCGUAUUUCAGCAAGGUGAGUCUUGGCUUUAGUAUUAACACUACGAAGUCUUUUCAUUAUUUUAUUCUCACUACACUUACCAGAGGAAACAUAGAGAAGGAAGUGGUGAAGCUGAAUAUUUAUUUCCCGAAAAAUCCUUCAAGCUUGUCUCCCCGUUCUUGAUAUUAUGGUGAUAAGUUCAGGUUGGUCUCCGUCUGUUCUGUUGUACAUUGGCUAUUAUUUUUAUCAGUCAUAACGGGUGGAGUUUUAACAGUAAUUGAGUUGUACAAUAAUUAUUAUGUGAAAUAUAAUAUAAGAUUAUUGCACAUAAUAAUGUUGGGUUGAAAAAUGUUUGUCUUCAGAAGAACAUUGUACAUAUAGUAUGCUGUAGAAAAUACAUGCUGUUAAUAAUAGUUUCCCAAAAUGGAACUAAACAUUAUUUUUGAGCUUUGACAUGAAA
This is a messenger RNA of Gossypium raimondii (Peruvian cotton), 3101 nucleotides long. RefSeq names its product ATP-dependent zinc metalloprotease FTSH 7, chloroplastic. The coding region runs from base 81 to 2537 and encodes 818 amino acids. The transcript has 13 exons. Gene Ontology annotation, cellular component: membrane; chloroplast thylakoid. Gene Ontology annotation, biological process: proteolysis. Gene Ontology annotation, molecular function: ATP-dependent peptidase activity; ATP binding; zinc ion binding. NCBI's taxonomy places the organism in Eukaryota, Viridiplantae, Streptophyta, Magnoliopsida, Malvales, Malvaceae. The record is from RefSeq and is a predicted model, not a curated record.